GACACCUUGGGUGCUUCAGUUUCACAUGAGUUUUAGACCAUUCCAUUGGUCCUUAAGGUCCUGGCUAUGCAAAACCAGCAGGCCCACUGCUUCAGAUCUCUCUGUGACAACAGCAGACAACAAUAUACAGAUCCGUGCAACCACACUAAAAUUUUAGUAAUGGAACAAGGAAGAGGAAGGACUCUGAAGAUUCUGUUCCUGUUGACACUCUGGCUGCAAGACUUCACUGGUCAAUGCCAAGUUUCAGGGCAGCCCUCUAACCUGAAGAUAGUUCUGCUGGGGAAGACUGGAUCAGGGAAGAGUACAACAGGAAACACCAUCCUGGGGAGGGAGGUGUUUAGAGCGGGGGCUUCUCCAGUGUCUGUGACUGCACAGAGUGAGAAACGGAGUGGAGUGGUGGAUGGGAGGAAGAUUGAUGUCAUCGACACCCCGGGACUCUAUGACACAACAAUGUCUAAAGAAGAGAUGAAAAGUGAAAUAGUCAGAUGUAUAGAAAUGUCAGUGCCAGGACCUCACGCCUUCCUGCUGGUGAUCAGACUGGGGAGGUUCACAGAGGAGGAGAGGAACACUGUGAAGUGGAUCCAGGACAACUUUGGAGAAGAAGCCUCAAUGUACACCAUCUUGCUGUUCACACAUGGAGAUCAACUGAAGGGUAAAUCAGUGGAAGAGUUUCUGGCUGAGAGCAAAGAGUUACGGAAACUCAUCAAUAUCUGUGGGGGCAGAUAUCACUCCCUAAUCAAUGACAAGAGAGAAGACAGUCAGGUCCCAGAGCUGCUGAAGAAGAUAGAGGAGAUGGUAAAGAAGAAUGGAGGACAACACUACACCAAUGAGAUGUACCAGGAGGCCCAGAGGAAGAUCGAAGAGGAGGAGGAGAGGAAGAAACAGGAAAAGGAGAAGAGAGAGAGAGAGAGGAGACAGGAGGAGGAAGAAAGAAGAAGAAGAGAAGAGAAAUUGAAUGACUGCAAGUGGUCAGCACUUGCCAGUACGGCUGCAUUGGGGUUGGGAGCCAUGUUCAGCUCUCCAUGGUCGUUAACAGCAGGGGCUGCAUUAGCCGCUGUUAAAGGUUAUCAGUGCAUGGACACCUAUUUCACCUCAGAAGACCAGGAGAAAUAAGAUUUCCACAUCCACCAUCUCAGAUUGUUUUGAAAUUAAGAUUAAUUAUUGUGUUAUAUAAUAUAAAUAGAAUUUGAUCUCUGAGAAAUUAAUAAAUAAAUAAAAUAUAUUGUGCCUAAA
This is a messenger RNA of Oncorhynchus masou masou (cherry salmon), 1233 nucleotides long. Its product is annotated as GTPase IMAP family member 7-like. Gene Ontology annotation, molecular function: GTP binding. The transcript has 3 exons. The coding region runs from base 67 to 1113 and encodes 348 amino acids. The record is from RefSeq and is a predicted model, not a curated record. NCBI's taxonomy places the organism in Eukaryota, Metazoa, Chordata, Actinopteri, Salmoniformes, Salmonidae.